AUGCAGGGCGUCAGGGGCCGCGCGGAGGGCGCGUUCGACGCGCAGCGUCCCGGGAACCGAGAAGAGGCGGCGCCGCCCUCCAAUGGGGCGCGGGAGCUCGUCCGUGUGGUGGCCGCCGGAGCUGACGCGGGUGGCGGGUGGUGGCGGUCGGAGCAGCAGGCGGGCAGCAGCAGCUGGUGGCGGCUCAGCGGGGGAGGAGUCGCGGGUAGCAGCAGGUGGUGGCGGCUCGGCGGGGGAGGAGGCAGGCGCAGCAGCAGGUGGUGGCGGCUCGGCGGGGGACGAGGCGAGGCAGCAGCGGCGUGGGCGGCGACGGCGGCGUGCGCACAAGCAGCGGGCCGCGGCCGGGGGCGAGCCGUAGUCCGGGGUGAGCAGGAGCGGCCUAGGCGGCGGCGGCCUGCGCGCAGCAGAGCGGGCCGCGGCCGGGGCGUGCAGCAGGCCGGGGCGAGCAGCUGGCGGGUGGUGGCGGCCGGAGCUGAUGGUGGUGGGAGGGGCGAGGCCGGCGGCGGCAGCGCGAGUGGGAGGGGGCGUGCGUUCUAG
Lolium perenne is the source of this 537-nucleotide messenger RNA. Lineage: Eukaryota; Viridiplantae; Streptophyta; Magnoliopsida; Poales; Poaceae. The record is from RefSeq and is a predicted model, not a curated record.